Messenger RNA from Ipomoea nil (Japanese morning glory), 810 nucleotides. RefSeq lists its product as uncharacterized. The transcript has a single exon. The record is from RefSeq and is a predicted model, not a curated record. Lineage: Eukaryota; Viridiplantae; Streptophyta; Magnoliopsida; Solanales; Convolvulaceae. Bases 1 to 810 code for a protein of 269 amino acids.
AUGGACGAGCUCCAGAAGAAGAUCGACGAGAGGGACGGGUCUCCAGAGCCCCAGGACGUGUUGUGCUCCCCGUUCGCAAACACCAUCAUGGAGGAGCCCUUACCUCGAGAUUUUUGCUUUCCCACCAUUAAAGCGUACUCGGGGACCACGGACUCGCGGGCGCACCUCACCAGGUAUAGGGCCGCCAUGAUGAUCGCCGGGGCCACCGACGCCAUCCUGUGUAGAGGGUUCUUCGCCACCCUAGAUGGGCAGGCGCACGAUUGGUUCGCGUCCCUCCCGGAAGGGUCCAUCUCCACCUUUGCGGACCUCACCCGGCAGUUCUUGUCCCAUUUCGCCACCAACAUACAGCGGAAAAAGCAAAUCGCCGACCUGUGCAAUCUGAAGCAGGGGAGCUCGGAAUCACUAGCCGAGUACCUCAGCAAGUGGAAGAAGGAGACCAUGGGGGUCGCCAACUUCGAUGGGAAGUCGGCCAUGCCGAUUUUCCGAAACAACAUCAGGUCGGGCGCUUUCCACCAGGACCUCAUCAGGUACCCUCCCAGGAGCUACACCGACCUGAUGGACAGGGCAGCCAGGUAUGCUGACGCUGAGGCUACCAAAAAGAGGAAGAAGGAACAGGAAGAGGGGAGAGGUCGGAAAGAUAAGGCACCUAAAGAGGAGCGCAAGGCGCCGCGGCCACACCGACGUGAAUAUACCGAGGGGCCCAGGUUGAACCCCACACGCUACCUCACCCCGUUGACACAACCUGUGGGCACCAUCUGGCGCACGCGGAGGACCAGGGGAUCAUGGUGUUCCCGAAGGAGGAGUGCUUGA